Messenger RNA from Fonsecaea erecta, 705 nucleotides. RefSeq lists its product as hypothetical. Bases 1 to 705 code for a protein of 234 amino acids. The transcript has a single exon. NCBI's taxonomy places the organism in Eukaryota, Fungi, Ascomycota, Eurotiomycetes, Chaetothyriales, Herpotrichiellaceae. The record is from RefSeq and is a predicted model, not a curated record.
AUGGAGCGGUACGACGAGCUCAAGCAAUGGCGGCGCUCCGCAACCACGGACGCGGGCGAAGAUGCGCUGGAAGGCUGGAGAAUGCUCCGGGAGACGAAAAUGACCUCGAUGGUGUCAUUCCAUCAACGACUUGUGCUGGAGUAUAUCUGUUAUGGCUGUGUUAUCUCGCUGGAAAAGGCAUCUCGGCUGCAAAACACCUUGUACAAGGACCGAGUGGCGAGAAGUAUCCUGGACUCCUCGCGGAGGUAUGCAAUAGAUCAGCUGGCCGCAGACUCUCUUGAGGGAGCUCGAUCAAUGUGUAUUGACACAGCAUAUCGACAUAGAGAGUUACGCCCCAAACUGGUUUGUCAUCUACUGUCCACUCACCGCGACCAUAACCCUUUUCUCGCAUAUAGCGACAAACCCGAUGUCGGUCUCUGCCACGACCGAUGUUGCGUUUAUCCAAUGUGUGCAGGGAUGUUUGGGCGAAUCGAGUACCUGUUCUCGGAAAGCAUCCUGUUGACCAAGAGCGAAGAAUUCGCCAAAACCGCCUCAACUAUUGUCGACAGGGCAAAGAAUCACGAGGCUGGCGACAGCAGGAACAAUAUUAGCAACACCAUUAGCAACGACAGCAACCGCGACAUCCCUUCACAACAAGCCGAAUUGGUGCAGCCGCAGCAGUGGCAGCAGCAGCAGCAGCAACAACCACUCCAGUCUCAGUAUUAG